AUGCCACGGAGGGCUCAAACGUUUGAUGACUACGGCUCUGCCGUCGGGGAGAUCAUCUUGGCUUCUUCCGACUUGGACUUCCUCGACCAGCUCAUCCCGCUCCUGAAAGAUGCCAGCACCAGUAAUCGAACCAGUUCCCUGGCCCAGAGCCUCUCACACUACGCCGAGGACCGCGAGGCCGAGAUUGAAAACAUCGGCUUGACCAAGCACGAGGAGUUCCUGAGCUCCGUUACGCAACUGCAAAAGGUCCGCGAGGGCACCAUCAAUCUGACUGCCGAGAUCCUCGAGUUGAACCAAUCCAUACAGUCCAGCACCCAGGAGCUGGCCGAGCAGAAGCAGAAGCUGGUCGACAAGAGGGCCAUCCGGCAGAACGUUGCGGAUGCUUCUGAUGCGCUGAAUGGAUCUCUCAAGAUACUGCACGCAGUGAACAAUGCGCAUGAGUUGAUACGGAAGAAGAGAUACUACGCCGCCCUGAAGUCGCUGGAGGACCUGCAGAACGAGCAUCUGAUCCCCAUAAUACAGAACAAAUAUGCCACACAGCAGCAACUGGCAGACAUGAUUCAAAAGUCAAUCCCAACUUCCCAGAAGUCAAUAGGCGACGCUGUCAUGAACGAUUUGAAUACGUGGCUCUUUCGCAUUCGCGAGACCUCGCAGUUCUUGGGUGAGGUAACAUUCUAUCAUACAGAGAUGAGGCGAUCAAAGCACAAGGAACGAUCGGAGACCAACGAUACCCUCAGCAACUUUAAACUCAACUCCGCAAUCGAACUUGUCUAUGACGAAGCUGAAGAGUUCGACGUCCUCGACAACGAGGAGCUUCAAGUGGACUUCCAGCCCUUGUUUGAAUGUUUGCACAUUCACCAAGCUCUUGGUCGGAGCGAUAAACUUCGUGCCGACUAUGCCGCAACAAGACGACAGCAAAAAGAUCUUUUGAUACCGACCUCGAUCCACGUUGACGGUGAAGAAGAGCCGUCUCUUAAUAGUCUCUUGGAAGGCAUUGCGGGCUUCGCGGUCAUCGAAAAGGCAACGAUGCGACGCGUGCCUCAGUUGCGGUCUGCCGUGGACGUGGAGGAGCUUUGGGACUCCAUGUGCACUUCCGCAAUCACUCUUACAUCCCGUUCGUUAGGUAAUAUCACCAACGCGGAAGUGCUGCUCAAGAUCAAGUCGGUCUAUGCGCUUUUCAUUCAAUCCAUGGAAGGCUGGGGCUAUACAGUCACCAUGCUGGAUAAUUUCCUGCUCACUUUGUUUGACACUUACGCCGACUUGCUGAAACGCCGCUUCAGUGAGGACUUCCAAGAGAUAGUUUCAACAGAUGACUACAUGCCAAUGGCGAUCAACAGUGCCGAGGAAUACGAAAAAGUCGUCAACGUCAGCUGGUUCACGCAGGACACGCCGGUCGAGGAACUGACCUUCCCAUGUGUGCUGCCAUUUUCGCAAAUGUACCCAUUAUGCUGCAUCGACAUCAGGAAUUUCCUCAAUCAAUUUUACUUUUUUGCCGAUGACCACUUCCAGCACCCCAAUGUCAUUGACGACACGUUGAGAAAGUCACUGGAUGAGCUCUUGACCCAGAAGGUAUGCCAGUCGCUAGUCGAGCGACUGAGCUCCCAAUACCUGGGUCAGAUAGUUCAGAUUCUCAUCAACUUGGAGCAUUUCGAGAUCGCGUGUCAGGAACUGGAACAACUUCUGAUCAGGGCUCGAUCCUCGACGUCGGCCGGUGGGCCUGUGACCCUGAGCGCCACUGAGCAGUUCAGGAACAACAAGAAGACGGCCGAGAAGCGUAUUUUUGAGCUGGUCAACUCCAAGAUUGACGACCUGGUAGACACGGCGGAAUACGACUGGAUGUCAACAACCGCUUCAACCGAGCCGAGCAACUACAUCCAGACACUGACUAGGUACUUAUCGAACAUCAUGAACUCGACACUGCUCGGCCUUCCUCGGGAAAUCAAGGAGCUCAUCUACUACGAUGCCCUCAACCAUGCCGCCGAAAGAAUACUGGCCUUGCCCCUCCAGCCCGAAGUCAAGACUAUCAACCCCAACGGCGUGGCCGCCAUGGCCAUGGACGUGCAAAGUCUGGUCGAAUUCGUUCAAGGACUCGAUAACUCGUUCAUGCUCAUGGAGGUCCUUCAGGAGCUCGAGCAGACGGUCAAGCUGCUGCAGGCCGAGAACGCGGAUGACUUCUACGACAUUUCAGUGCGGAACCGGCACUACGGCCGCGUUAACGCCAUGAACGGGCCCGUCCUGCUCGAGAAGCUCACGCACACGGUCGAGGCGCCAAAUCGCGCUGCGGCUACAAUGGCCAAUUUCUCGUCACGGUUCGGCUUUAAGAGCUGA
Messenger RNA from Diaporthe citri, 2328 nucleotides. RefSeq lists its product as uncharacterized. Bases 1 to 2328 code for a protein of 775 amino acids. Gene Ontology annotation, cellular component: membrane; exocyst. The record is from RefSeq and is a predicted model, not a curated record. Lineage: Eukaryota; Fungi; Ascomycota; Sordariomycetes; Diaporthales; Diaporthaceae. The transcript has 5 exons. Gene Ontology annotation, biological process: intracellular protein transport; Golgi to plasma membrane transport; exocytosis.